CUAAGUAUGUGAGUGUCAAAACAGAGAGGGCUUACCAUAAACACUCAGAGCUGUGAAGAUGGGGCACUCUCUCAAAUGCAGCAACCUGACCACUCGCUGGGACAGGCAUAUGAAAAAGUGUGUGCCAUGUGAAAAAAAGCCAGGAACUGAAAUUACACCUAACUGUGGGUAUGACGACCAAGGUGGUAUUCAUGAACUACAGCACAAAAAUUGUACACAAAAUUGUACCUUCAAUGAUGGCAGUCAGGCCUACUGUCAGCCCUGUACUUCAUGUCCACCUGAGUUCACCGUGCAUGUUUGCAACUUAACUUCUGAUACUUUGUGUCAAGCACCAAGGACUCAGUCGAUGACAAGUGCUCCAGUCACGACUCAUGCAGUUCAAACAGCAACCUCCACAACACCAAAACCAACAAACCAUUCCACUCAUCACAACAUAUGGCUCGUGCCUUUAGUCAUCCUGUUGAUCGUGUUUAUUUUGUGUAUUGCCAUUGCCAUCUACAAGAAGAAAAUCAAAGGACGAAGCACAAUGCUGAGUUCCAGAAGGAAGUCUUCAAAGCUCCGUGAAGGACCCAUACCGCUCUUUGCCUCGUCUGCAGACAACGACCUGGAGGCUCUUCUUAAGCCUGAGAUCCACCUUGCCCCGCUGCAGACCCUGCUGGACCACCUGGAUGUUUUGGAGCAGUUGGUGGUUCUGUUGGAUCCUGACAGCCCAGGAGUGAAGAACACCAAACAUUUGGCAUCAUACUGCUCAUUCCCCUCCACCUGGAUCACCUACACCUACUCCAUGAAAGACACCAAGAGUCCUCUGAAAGCGGUGUUGGAGGGAGUCACUAGCAGGAACCCCGACUGGACAGUCGGCCACCUGGCUAGGUUGCUCAAGCAAAUGGAGCGCAACGAUGCCAUCGCGGUUCUCAGCCAACUCAGACCAAAUGAGAUGGCUGUGUGAUUCAUCCUCACUGUGAGACAACAAAAAGCAAUAACAGUGUAAACGUAUUUUAAAAUUUUACUUAACGCAAUUUCCUCCGCUCCACGUUCGGUAUUAGCGUCGAGCCUGGCGUCAUGUCCGUCAAGAUAUGCGUCCGUGUGAAACACGAUAGCGGAAUCAAUCUAAAGCGGUAGUGAAACUAAACUUCGAUUUAGCACAAUUGCAAUCGGAUAUUUUUUUAAUCCAUUUGAUUUGAUUAAGCUAGCUCGAAUCAGUUUACAGUGUUUCGUAAUCAUUUUGAUAAUCGCGUCUGUCAGGUCAGUCAUGAACUGUGGCGGGAGAGGUUAUUAUGUUAUUCUUAGGUGAAAUCUGUCAAAUGUGGUAAAACGUUACUGCGCAAUGUGUUUCAAUUACAAUAACUCUGUAUUUGAGGCACGGUAAUCGCAAUGGCCGUGGAAUUAAUGUAUUAAUUGUAGAUGAAAACCGCUUCAUUCUGAUUAAAUGAACACAUUUUUAAUAAAAGAAACUAUAUAUAAAUCUAUAAAACCCCUACAAAUAAAUGUUUUUAUAAACAGACAUAAAGACGUGGCCUCAGUCACUCACAUCCACAGUCAAAGCACUUUGUUCAAACAUCCUGACAUCUUUAUUAGGCAAAUAACAUUAUAAAUAAAAAAGUGCAUAGAAAAAUUAAACAGGUUUAGAAAUAUGUAUACAAAUAUUUACAAACUUAGGGUUCAUUUGUACAUAGUAACAAAGACGUAGAAUUAAAGAUCACAUAUCUUCUCUUUUUUAUGUUUUACAUUUACUUUAAAAUAACCCUACUAUAUAUAUUUAUUAUUUAUUUAUUUAUUCGUGUGUGUGUGUGUGUGUAUAUAUAUAUAUAUAUAACAUACAGCUAUCUUAACAGAUUCUGGGAGAGUUGGUGAUGAUAACUUAAGGUUUGGACUUUUGCAUCCUUCGCUUCAGAAACACUCACAAACACACACACACACAGGCAUACAAAGCACAGGACAUUAAACCAAGCUACACUCAAAUUAUCAUCCUCUCUUUUGCAUCAGUUUUCCCAAACACCUGUCUCAACAGCUGAGGUAGAAUCCUUGCAGGGAGUCGGAGUGACUGCUGUUAUUUUUCAGCAAGGUGAUUGACACAUGUUAAUCUGGGCUCCAUCCCAGUGAUUGGACAAGCAAAAAGGUAAUGGGGUAAAGAUGAAAAGAAAGAAAAAACAUUAUGGUACAUUAUCGCUCUAACAGAUCAGCAGAGAUCAGAGUAAAAAAAAAAAAAAAAUUAAAGAUUAGG
Cynoglossus semilaevis (tongue sole) is the source of this 2221-nucleotide messenger RNA. It is a transcript of the gene igflr1, whose product is annotated as IGF-like family receptor 1. Gene Ontology annotation, cellular component: plasma membrane. The coding region runs from base 59 to 946 and encodes 295 amino acids. Gene Ontology annotation, molecular function: protein binding. The transcript is spliced from 7 exons. The record is from RefSeq and is a predicted model, not a curated record. Lineage: Eukaryota; Metazoa; Chordata; Actinopteri; Pleuronectiformes; Cynoglossidae.